Molecule: messenger RNA, 894 nt
Organism: Schistocerca piceifrons (Central American locust)
Lineage: Eukaryota; Metazoa; Arthropoda; Insecta; Orthoptera; Acrididae
Exons: 3
Coding region: 1-894 (297 amino acids)
Source: RefSeq, a predicted model, not a curated record
AUGGCUUCGACAUGCAAAGCAAGAGAGUCAGUACAUGCAAAUGCAGCUAAUUUCGAAAGUGUUGUGGCUCAGUGGUUUGAAGAAGAUGAUUCUUGCGAGGAAGGAAAUAUUUUUGAAGAUGCAAGUAGUGAAGAAUCAGCCAAUGAACCUGCUAAUGUGAAUAUUGAGGCAGAUGACAGUCCUUCCGAUAAUAUUACUUCAUCAGAGUCUGACAAUGAAGAGCCACCACAAAAAAGAGAAUUAUUCUUGGAUGAAAAGGCAAAUCCUACAUAUAAGGCCACCAUGUCAGUAAAUAGAUUCCAGGACAUAAGGAGAAUGAUUAGAUUUGAUGACAGGCGUACCCGUGAAGCUCGAUCUGCAGAUGACAAACUUGCAGCUGUUCGCUAUGUAUGGGAACUAUUUCUUGACAAGUGUAGAAAUAGAAUGAUUCCCAAUGAUUCGCUCACAGUUGACGAACAGCUAGUCCCAUUCCGUGGAAGAUGCAACUUCACCCAGUAUAUGCUCUCUAAACCAGCCAUGUAUGGCAUAAAAAUAUUUUGGUUAUGUGAUGCUACAUCUGCAUAUGCUUUAGACGGAAUUGUUUACACGGGAAGGAAGCCCCAUGAACCUAUUCAGAAAAAUCUUGGAUUGAAUGUGGUGAAAGAUCUUGCUAAAAGCAUUGAAAGAUCAUCAAAAAAUAUUACUGUUGACAACAUCUUUACUAGAGUGCAGCUGGCAGAAGAGAUGCUUCAGAAGCAAAUUACAGUGGCGGGAACAAUCAAACAAAAUAAACCAGAAAUUCCUAAUGACAUGAAACCAUCUGCCUCAAGAGCAAUUCAUUCCUCUUUGUUUGCAUUUAGAGGUGACAUUAUAAUGGGCUCUUUGCCAGAUAUGAGGGAACACCUGUUAUCAUAA